UAGACUUACUCUAAACUUAUAUGGAAGUUGAAAGGAAAACAGAUUCCUAUAGAGUAUGGGAUCCAACAGCAGGCUGAACGACUGCAAAAAGAGAACAUGAGCUCCUUUUGCACUGUGUAUAGGCAAUCUCUUCAUCACAUGGCGAAUGCUAAUGACGUUACUCUCAUUAUAAAAGAUGGAGAUCCAAAUAAAUCAUUGCUGAAACUAAUCAAGCUUGAUUCCUAGUUUCACAAUCUAGAAGGCAUCUCGCCUCUUAUUAUCUCUGCUAGGAAAAGAUGUGUGAGAUUAUUUGACUCUUACACAAAGCUGCUGGUUUUGAUGAGAAGACGCAAGCUGCAAAGUAUCUGAAUUACAAAGGAAAAAUUACUUCAGAGCACUUGUCCUCAUUCAGUUGAAUCAUGAUUUGAUAAGUUUUUAAAUUCUGCCAAAGAGUAGGCUUAUCUAGAAUGUGUGAAUAGGACUCUUGGCAUGCUUCUUUGAAUAAGCACCCAGUAAUAGUUUAAUAUUUUUGACAACUAGAAAACUAAACAGUUCAAAAUAAUCCUAAUAUCAGAAAACUUGAGCUUUUGUGCCAGAAGUUUGCUCAGACUAAUCCCUGAUGACAACACAUUUGGUUUGAACCAAGUGUUUCACAAUAUGAGUUAAUCCACAUUUGGAUCAACUGUGCCUCAUAAAAACUUUGGAAGGAUCCUCAUGGCUUGAGACAACACCUAUAUGCCUGGCUUUAAGAGUUGUGCAAUUUAUGUAGAACACUUUGAUUACCUAGAUAGCUGAGUUGUCUUAAAAGAUGCUCAGCCAUUAUUCAAGUCUCUUAAACUACAACAUUCUCAGUUGUUCAGCCUGAAAAGACAGUGAGUAUCUGGAUGGGUUGGUCCAGAAGAUAGUAAGAUCCAGCCUAAACACAUGCUUGAAGGCAGUGGACAUUCAGACUAGAGAAACUGUAAUAAAAGAUAAUCUGCUUGUUUAUAAGAAGGAAUACAAAAUAGCAUAAUGGGAAAGACUUACUCAAGCCUUAAAUGGAAGUUUAAAGGAGAAACAGCACACAACGAAUAUGCUUUGCAUCAAGAGACUGAGGAAAAUUAUAUGGAGGCACUAGACACAUUAUUCAAACAAUAUUAUUAUAUUACACUCGGGUCGAAACAACCUGACCGUAUUUCAAUGUUUCUCGACAGCCCUCAAGAUAAGCAAGCAUUGUCAAAGAUAGCGAAGUUGGCUCCAAAAGUAGAGAAGCUGGAGUAUAUUGCCUUCCACGGCAUUCAUAAAAAUGACAAGAAGCUUAACAAGCUAUUAGGUCAGUUAAGAGUGAAUAAGCUAAAAAGACUCUACUUCGAUGGCCAUUAUUCACGUUCAGUAUUAUUCAGCUUUUAUGCCAGAAAUAUUACUAGGCUUUUGCCUUUAGCUCCUGAGCUGAUCCAAAUCAAAUAUUUCAGGGUAUCACACAGAGACUUUGGCAGAAUCCUAAUAGCUUGUGGGAGUUCUCCAAGGAUAUUGUUCCAAGAAUGCAGAAUUGUCAUCAAUGGGUUUGAUUAUCUGGAUAAUGUUCAGCCUUCAAUUGGGAAAAUAUCUUUGUGUCACAACACCAUCACCCAGCCAGAAGAAGACAACGAGUUCUUGGAUGGACUCAUCCAGAAGAUGGCAGACUCAGGUCUAAACGAUUCCUUGCAUAAUGUCUCGAUUAAGACUCGGAAUCCAAUAAGAAGAGGUAAGAGAAUUCUGCCAAAGAAGGAGUACAAAAUUGGAAACUUUGAUGUCAGAAUUUGCUAAGCAAACUUUUAUGGUAAUUUCAAC
Messenger RNA from Moneuplotes crassus, 1788 nucleotides. NCBI's taxonomy places the organism in Eukaryota, Ciliophora, Spirotrichea, Euplotida, Euplotidae. The record is from the annotation of a GenBank genome assembly.